AUGUCUGAAUUUAAAGACUGGUACUACAGUGUACCCUACUUUACACGUUAUUGGCUUACUUUUACAAUUGUUUUAAGUAUAAUAGGCCGAUUUGGUCUAAUAAAUUACCAUUACUUUGUGUUGGAUUUGCAUGCGUUCAUCUAUCAAUUCGAGAUAUGGAGACCAAUUACAGCUUUAUUCUUUUAUCCAAUUGGACCAGGAACGGGAUUUCAUUUCUUGAUAAACUGUUACUUCCUGUAUAAUUAUUCACAAAGGUUAGAGACGGGGAUGUUUGCUGGAAAACCUGCUGACUAUUUUUACAUGCUACUUUUUAACUGGUUCCUCUGUGUUGUAAUAGGAUUAUUGGUCAAUUUACCGAUUUUAAUGGAUCCCAUGGUAUUAUCUGUACUGUAUGUAUGGUGCCAGCUAAAUAAAGAUGUUAUAGUUUCCUUCUGGUUUGGUACUCGGUUCAAAGCAAUGUAUUUGCCAUGGGUUUUGCUUGCAUUUAACCUUGUUUUAAGCGGAGGUGGCAUGAUGGAACUAAUUGGCAUCUUAAUUGGUCAUGUGGCAUUCUUCCUUUUAUUCAAGUACCCACAAGAAUUUGGUGGUCCAGCACUUCUGACACCUCCGGCUUUCUUGAAGCGAAUUUUUCCAGACACCCGCUACGUUGGAGGAUUUGGUACUGCACCACAAGCCAGAGUACCCACACGCCCUGGUGGCACUGUAUUUGGAGGCCAUAAUUGGGGUCGAGGACACACGCUUGGCGGGAAUUGA
This is a messenger RNA of Parnassius mnemosyne (clouded apollo), 753 nucleotides long. The record is from the annotation of a GenBank genome assembly. Lineage: Eukaryota; Metazoa; Arthropoda; Insecta; Lepidoptera; Papilionidae.